Messenger RNA from Opisthorchis viverrini, 1482 nucleotides. RefSeq lists its product as hypothetical. The transcript is spliced from 8 exons. Lineage: Eukaryota; Metazoa; Platyhelminthes; Trematoda; Opisthorchiida; Opisthorchiidae. The record is from RefSeq and is a predicted model, not a curated record. The coding region runs from base 300 to 1223 and encodes 307 amino acids.
GUGGAUUUGAUACAUCGACUGAUUUGCGUAUGGAGGAUAUAGCACAGGAAACCUGCAUAAGCGGUAGGAAAAUCCUGAACUUACUUCAUUGACAAGAUGACGUGAGUACAUGCGUUUCUCAGAAGACCGAGGAACAAUUUGAUUUCUAUCCCCCCUGGAGCGGGCGAGAGGAGAAACGUUGGUAUCACCGUACUGUUCCCAGCGGAACGUGGGAGACAACAUCAUUCGAUCACUUGACGGAAGCUCCCUUCUCUUGCAAUCAAGAUUUGCUUUUGCACAGACAGUCCAGUGUGAAGGAAAUGGCAUCAACAUCGUCAAAAUCGAGACACCCAACAUACAUUAGCAGCGUGUUGCGUAACGGAGAUGGUUCACGGCGGAAUUCUAUUUUUGAUAUAUUUGCAAAACAAUAUACCAGUCAGAAAUCCAGACUGGUGACUUCACAAGGAAAAACAAAGCAUCCUACAACCAGGGUUCACUCUCCAGAAAAUGUGGACAAACGUAGAGGAAGUUUGCUUAUCACUUUGGCGGAGUCCACUUUGCUUGCUUCGUGUACAGUAGCACGUCAAACAUCUAUUGAUCAAAAAGAGAACUCUGUCAACUACUCAGCGGCCGUUAUUAGGCAGGAUGCUCAGAUAAAACCGGUGGUUCACUCUCCAGAAAAUGUGGACAAACGUAGAGGAAGUUUGCUUAUCACUUUGGCGGAGUCCACUUUGCUUGCUUCGUGUACAGUAGCACGUCAAACAUCUAUUGAUCAAAAAGAGAACUCUGUCAACUACUCAGCGGCCGUUAUUAGGCAGGAUGCUCAGAUAAAACCGGUGGUCGAGCAAGUGAACAGCAAACUUCAACUCAACGAAGGAGUUUUGGGCGUUUCGAAUUGUUUGGAGGCUCUUAUGAAAGCAGAUGGAGACGAUAGACUGUCAGUAGCUAUCCUGCAUGAUUGUGGCGACACAACAAGCCCACUGGAGGACCAAGAAUCAAAUCAUCUCGAUGAUCUACACACAAAUACUUUGAUUUCACAAUCUGUGCAAAUGAAUCCAGUGAAAAUCGAAGCCGACAAAAAGCAAUUUCAGACCAUGUGGAAAAGGACAGAGAGUACGCUCGAUAAAGACACAUUCACUAUUGUGUCACUCAGGGUUUCAUCGGAUUCAAACUCCACUUUGCACAGUGACACAAGUAGCCAAGUGUUCCCCACUGAGGAGGACGUUCAAGCACAAGUCGUGUGAAUGAUGCAGCCAAUGAAAGUCAACGGAUUUUCGGUCUUCCUCAUACAUCGAGCUGCACCAUCGGAACUGAUGGCCUAAACCGAAUUGCAUUCCUAUUUCUCACAAAAAUCCAUGACUUAAGCUAUUUUGCUUUACCUUAUUCGCCCGAGAACAAAGCUCUUUACGAGCUAAAGAAGUCUUGUUGCGCAUUUCAGUUAGCGAGCAUUGUAUGGAUGUUUUUCACUUCAUGUUUUGGAAACCAUGCUUUCUGAAAACAAAG